AUGCGUGUAGAGGGGGAUGCGGGCACACUUCGCCGUACAUACACUCGCAGUAUGCCCACAGUACUGCGGCCCUUCUCACUACUGCAGGAAUCCAUGCAAGAUGUGAAGACGCAGUGGUAUGCCGUCAUCACAGAACUCAGUGGAAGUGUGGAAACUAUAAACACCGCAGAUAUUCGAGCAGCUCUCUGUCGUGUGGAGCGGAUUGCAAGUCAAUUAAAGGCGAUUAAACAAGAAUUAGUACCAUUAUUAAACCGCCAUACAUCCUGCGGUGGUAGUGGGGAGGAGUCGUCCUUUCUGCAGUAUUGCCAUUGGGCGACAACUCUUAAUAUAAAUAGUAAUACGAAUACUUCUAAUAAUACGGAGAUGAAUGAGAAGAGAGAAGUGAUGCGAUUGUCAUUAUGUGUGUGGGUAUGGUCUGUUUGCAUGGCGACAAUUCUAAAUGAUUUUGAGUUUUUAAGUGCUAGUUUGUCAUUUCUAUCGUGUUGUAAUCUUUUUGAAGAUGCCUCUGAUGAGAUGACAUUAAGUGAGGUUUCUGCCUUCUUCUCUGCGGGGGAAUCCACUGUGGGUAUAUCACAUCUAACAGACAAGGAACUCUUAUGUACAUGUGAGUUAUUAUACCGUUUGUAUACAAGAGAUGAUGCCGCCGCUGAGAUUUCCAUAGGGCGUACUAUAUCUCUACUAGAAAACUGUAAGAAAUCUUCUUCGUCUUCUUCUUCUUUGCUGCUGCUGGAUGGUGAUAACAGAGAAUGGGAUAUGGAUAAGAAUGACUUUGGGGCUGUUCCUUGUAUGGCUUCGUGGGUAGCAACAGAGGAUUAUGGGAAACUUAGUGCCUUUCUUUUACAAUCCCUCACUACUACUAAUACUAGUAAUACUACUAAUGAGAAUGAUAGAUCUUCUUUUUCCACGCCUCCACUGUUAUUAUUAUUUACACAAUUGAUGAAUAACAUGGUGGUUCAUCGUCAGUUGCUGCAGAGUGAAUUUCACAAGGUCUGGAGGCCUAUCAUUGAUAUAAAUCCAUCCAUCUCAUCAACAACAACAGCAGCAGGAAAUACUGGAACUUGUACUUCUUCUUGGCUUAAUUCUAUGGAAAAGAGAAAGUUGGCGGUGUGUAGUAUACUUCAACGUGAGAGUUUGCCACCACGUUCUGCUUGGCCUCUCCCUACAGCUCUAGUCGAUUCCAUUUUUUGUGUUUCUUUAAAGGAAUAA
Molecule: messenger RNA, 1206 nt
Organism: Trypanosoma theileri
Lineage: Eukaryota; Euglenozoa; Kinetoplastea; Trypanosomatida; Trypanosomatidae
Product: putative dynein heavy chain
Exons: 1
Coding region: 1-1206 (401 amino acids)
Source: RefSeq, a predicted model, not a curated record